Carica papaya (papaya) is the source of this 3197-nucleotide messenger RNA. The record is from RefSeq and is a predicted model, not a curated record. Lineage: Eukaryota; Viridiplantae; Streptophyta; Magnoliopsida; Brassicales; Caricaceae.
AACUGUGUUGUUCUCGUGAUCCUUCCCCUGACUUCCGUGGAAUCUCUCGGCGGGUUCAGUGAGUUACUCGGUUAAUCCUUUCGCACUCGAAGAUUUAACUGCGUCUUUGAAGAGAAAGUUGGUUGAAGACGCAGGAGGGGAGAGGGUUAUAUUCCUCCUCCUCUUUCUGUGUCCAGCAGCUCAAGAAGAUUUGAAGCCUGCCAAGGAAUUUCCAUUCAGUCUCGACCCUUUUCAGUCUGAAGCUAUCAAGUGCCUUGAUAAUGGCACUCAGCAACCAAAAGUAUAGGGAAUUUAAAGAAGAAUUCUCUGAUGUUGGUUUGAUGACUGGGGAUGUAACAAUUGAUCCUAAUGCUUCUUGCUUGGUCAUGACCACUGAAAUCUAGCGUAGUAUGCUGUACAAAGGUUCAGAGAUUAUGCGGGAAGUGGCUUGGCAAAUAUGAACAAGAAUCCUGAGGAUUCAGAGAUGCAGGUAAUCAAGUUUUGAUGUUAAAGCUUCUGGUGACAGGUGGGUGUUCUGGAUUUUCAAGUCCCGAGCUUCUUCUCCAACUCCUCCAGCAUUUCAGCCACUGUCCCAACCAGAUCAAACAGAUUCAUUCCCUUCUUAUCACCCACGGCUUUUUCCUCAACCACACUUCUUCAUGGAAGACUGUUCUCAUUUACAACACUCUCAUUCGAUCUUAUCUCUCCAUGGGACUCUCUCGUACUUCUUUACUACUUUUCACCCACAUGAUUGCACAUGGACUUUCACCAAACCAUCUCACUUUCCCAUCCCUAAUCAAGGCUGCUUCUUGUUCUCCCUCAUCUGGCCCAAUUGUCCAUGCUCAGGCUCUCAAAUGGGGUGUUUUACGCGACCCAUUUGUGCAAACUUCAUUCGUGAGAUUGUAUUCUGAAGUGAGUAACAUACGCAGUGCACGUAAGAUGUUUGUGGAGAUUCCCCAUCCAUGUAUUGUGGCAUGUAAUGCUUUACUUGACGCUUUUGGGAGGAAUGGAGACAUGGGUUCUGCUUUUCUGUAUUUCGAGAGUAUGCCCCAGAAGGAUGUGGUUUCAUGGACGAGUGUUAUUAAUGGGUUCGUGAUGAAUGGACGCUUUGUUGAUGCAUUGCGACUUUUUGCAAAGAUGAUGGUUCACGAGGAUGUGGUCAGUGGUUCCGUAAAGCCUAAUGAGGCUACAUUUGUCACUGUGCUGUCUUCUUGUGCUAAUUUAGAUGGAACUGGUCUUUAUCAAGGGAAGCAGAUACAUGGAUAUUUUAUUAAGAAUGAGUUCAGUUUGAGUGCUGUCAUGGGGACUGCGUUGGUAGAUUUGUAUGGAAAGGCAGGUUGUUUGGAGACUGCAAUAAGAGUAUUCAAUCGGAUAGAGGUUAAAGAGGUUUUCACUUGGAAUGCAAUGAUUUCUUCGCUUGCCUGUCAUGGCAGGGCGAAGCAAGCUCUAUGUAUGUUUGAGAAGAUGAAAGCGCAAGGAUUUUCCCCCAAUGAGGUUACCUUUGUUGCUAUUCUUACUGCUUGUGCUCGAGCUAAACUUGUUGACUUGGGUUUGAAGUUGUUUCGGUCAAUGUCACGUCGAUAUGGGGUUGUACCAAUAAUGGAGCAUUAUGGUUGUGUUGUUGAUCUCAUGGGCAGAGCAGGACUUCUGAGAGACGCAGUUGAGUUUGUAAUUAGCAUGCCCUUCCUGCCUGAUGCCUCUGUUUUGGGAGCUCUUUUUGGUGCUUGUAAGAUUCAUGGGGACGUUCAGUUGGGAAAUGAAGUAGGAAAGAAGCUCCUUGAAUUACAGCCAAAACAUUGUGGCCGAUAUGUGGUGUUGUCAAAUAUAAAUGCUGUUGGGGAAAGGUGGGGAGAUGCCGCUGAUUGGAGGAAAGUGAUGGCAGAGUCUAAAAUCAGAAAAAUUCCAGCAUGUAGUUUGAUUGGCUCCAUCAAAGUUGAUUCACUAAGCGGAUAAUUUGUCUAUUAAUCAGAUGGCAAAGAUGGAUCUAAAUGAUGAUGAGGAGAAAGAGAACAUAGAAACAAUCUUCACGAGUGCCAUGUACAUACUUUCAGAUGAUGACAAGAAACUUCUACAGGUAUCAAACAUGUUGCCCCUCCUGAAACGUGGAAUAGGCGUGCAUCACUCUGGAUUGCUUUCCAUUCUGAAGGAGAUAUGAAGAUCCAGAGCAGCUCGUAUAGAAAGGCUGUCAGGAGGUUGGAGGCUUUAGAGAGCCUAUUUGAGAAGCAUGCAAUUGCCAAGUCUCCACUCAUUGAACAAAAGCUCAAAGUUUUACACAUGAAAGAAGAGUUGACAGCCAAGAUAAAAUCAAUUAAGAAGACUGUAUGUUCUUCCACGACAUUGGCUUUUAAAGGUGAAAAAAGGCCAGAAAACAUGUUUUACGAAGGCUAGGAUACAUCACCAGUGACAAUGUUUUGUGUGGCAAGAAAAGCUUCAAGACACUGCAAAACCCAGGGAAGAGCUUGACUUGCUUUUUACCCAAUUACAAGAUACAGCGAGUCAGAUUGCCAAAGUUCAGCUUGAAUGCAAGAUCCAAAUUGAUGUGGAGGGUUUUGUAAGUUCAUUUCGGCCAGAUAUCAUGGAGGCUGUGUAUGCUUGGGCAAAAGGAUCCAAGUUCUACCAGAUCAUGGAAAUGACACCAGUUUUUGAGGGCAGCUUGAUCAGAGCAAUUAGGAGACUAGGGGAAGUUCUUCAGCAGAUUAUUCUAGCGGCAAAAUCCAUUGGAGAAACAGAGCUCGAGGCGAAAUUUGAAGAGGCAGUGUCCAAAAUCAAGAGAGACAUUAUGUUUGCAGCGUCUCUCUACUUGUAGUUUCAGUUCAUUCCAUCAUGCCACUAACAAAUAUGAUCCUCGUCUGCAUUUCAAAUGGGUAUUUCUGUAUUAUUUCCGCAUAGAAGAUGGUCGGGUCAAAGACUUCAAAAAUCUGAAACAAUUGACUGCAAGAAUAUUGCACAAUGGUAGACGAUUUUCAUAAUGAUAUUGCAACCAUGUAAAAUCAAGAGGCGAGGAUAUUUCUCCAUGACACAGUUGCAAAUUAAUCCUCGUGGAAAAUUAGCGGAGAAAGGAAGAUAGAAGGAUCGAAUUGACAUAUAAGAAUUUUCAAAGAGAGUAAUUUAUGAUUAUUGUCCAUAAAUUGAAGAGUGUAAUUUGCGAUUGUCAAUGAGUUGAACCUUUACCGUUAGUGUAUAGAUUUUAUAGCUUAAAAUAUUAAUUUUGUUCUCGA